UGCAGUUGUUUACUACUUUGUGUUUCAGCCUCUCACUGAAACACACACCCACCUCCAGCACUAUUUAUAGCUCUGUGAGUCCGGAGCUGUUUGAUGGGUCUUAAAGUUAAACUGUAAAAGUGUCGCCCCGCCUUUACCCAUAAUCCUCUGUGAUACUGGCUAAAGCCACCAAAACCAGCUCCACAAAAAGCUGCACAUCGCUAAAGCUGACCCGAUCAGAUCCGCAUUUUCCCCUCCGGUGGAGCGGAACGGGGAUGGGUGUAGGGCUGGAUUAGUUGUGAUUGUGGAAGCUGCAGCAACAGUCGGAAUUGGGAGGAGUUGGUUUUGCUUUCAGCCAAACUGCUGAAUAGUGCCGUUCGGGUUUGUUUUGACGACCAAAUAUAGAGCGGGCUGCAUCUAUUCUCUGCAGAUUACAGAUAAAGAUAGACGCAGUUAUGAAAUACCACAAGGGGCAGGACUGGAAUCCUGGGGGGGGCGAUGCCUGGGGGAGGUGAGGUUUCUUGGGAUUUUAUCCUCGCUGAUUAAUCCGCUGAUGAGAAGAGGAAAGGGCCAUGAAGUGGACUCCUGCAUUUCCUUGGUUUCUUCAUCUCCACAAUGAAGUUCUUGUGUGCUACUGUCUGAGACAAGCCGCAGAAAUGCUUUGGCGCAGGAGCCGGAGACGUCAUGGAUUCCUGAGAGUGGGGCUUUGCAGGAAAGCCCUGAGUCUCUGACAUGGACCGGCUCCAGGUUUCCAUGGCAAAGGCGCACAAACAGGAGGAAACACUGAGGGAAUCCCGUUAUUUUACAGCGCUGGACCAUUAUAAACACCCAGAGCGGGGAAGGAAGCCGCUCUUGAUGCGAGUAAUCCUUAUAGAGCUCGAGGAAGAGGGACCUCAUACCAGAACCGCGGCUGAGCUGAUGCAGACGCAUGUUUUUGGGGGCUGAAGGGAGUUUGCGCAGAGCUCAAACUUUUCUCCGACUUCUUUUCUUUAAUCGUUUAAACUUAACAGAUUUUCUCUGUUAUGUUUGUUAGAAAGAAUUAGUUUUUCAUUUUUACAUCUUUUUUUUUCUUCCAAAGAUUACUUUCCCCCCCGCACUUCUCCAGAUGUUCAGAGAGACUUGGAGGCUAGCACAGUACCACAUGAUGAGGUCGAUGGAUCAAGAUGACCCUAACCUGGGAUCUCACAAGGUUCUCAGUCCUGAGUCUGAGCAGUCCUUCCCCCUGGAUGGGUCCUCCCCGUACAGGAUCAAGUCCUACAGCCCCUCCUACAACGACCAGACCGAGGGGGUCCUUUCUGGAUUUGACGGGCAGGAGGCCAGAAACUACCUGGACAGCACUCGCCCACCAAGCGUGGCCCUGAGCCCCCGGAUUGAAAUCACUCCCUCCCGCGAGCACUACAGCCAUGGCAGGGACUCCCUGCAGAACCAGCACCUGAACAUCAGCCCCAGACCCACCCUCACCGUCCCGGGCCACGACACCCUCUCCUACCGCGAGCCGCUGUGUUUGAGUCCGGCCAGCAGCAACUCCUCCACCAGCUGGCACUCCGAGAGCUACUCCCCCUGGGCGUCCCCCUGCGUGUCUCCCAGCGGCGGGCAGAACCCCAGCGACCUCUGCCCUCGUCUGCAGAGCAUCCACACUGGCUCCCCCCGCACCUCACCUGGCACCUCCCCCCGCACCAGCCAAACCGAAGACGGCUGUUUGGGGCAGCGCUCGCCCUCCCCCAGGGCUGGCUCCCGCUCCACCUCACCGCAGGGGAAGCGCACCUACGACAUGUACAAGAACCCGGCGUUGGUCCCCGGGCACCGCUCCCGCAGUCCCUCCCCACACAGGGGUCACGAGGAUGCCAACAUAGGGGCCAAUUACACCCACAACAGCCUCUCUGAUGGCAUGAAUGGCUUUGGCUGCGGUCAGCCGAGUCUGGUCCCCACCAAAAUAGUCAAGACAUCCAACCAAGUUUACACUCUGUAUCAGGAGAACCACGGAGACGGGAACUACUUGGUAUCAUGCAAUCAGGACGGGAAAACCAAACCCCCAGCAGAGCCCUUCUUUGUCAUCCCCCAAAUUUGGCCCAAACCCUUGGUCCCUAGCAUCUGCAGUAUCCCCGUGGCCUCUCUCCCCCCGCUGGAAUGGCCCCUUCCGAGUCGCACCGACCAGUACGAGCUGCAAAUGGAGGUGCAACCCAAACCCCACCACAGAGCUCACUACGAGACCGAGGGGAGCAGGGGGGCGGUCAAAGCCCCCAACGGAAGCCAUCCUGUCGUGCAGCUGCACGGCUACAGAGGCAAGGAUCCGCUAGGGCUCCAGAUUUUCAUCGGUACGGCAGACGAGCGCGUCCUCAAGCCUCACGCUUUUUACCAAGUCCACCGGAUCACCGGCAAAACCGUCACCACCACCAGCUUCGAGAAGGUCUUCCACGGCACCAAAAUCCUGGAGAUCCCACUGGAGCCAAAGAACAACAUGAGAGCACUAAUCGACUGUGCUGGGAUCCUGAAGCUCAGGAACGCAGACAUCGAGCUGCGGAAAGGAGAGACGGACGUGGGCCGGAAAAACACCCGGGUUCGCCUUGUGUUUCGGGUUCACAUACCUCAGCCUGGAGGACAACACGUCUCUCUCCAAGUGGCCUCCAACCCCAUUGAGUGCUCCCAGCGCUCUGCACAUGAGCUUCCCAUGGUGGAGAAGCAGGACACGGACAGCUGCUCCGUCCUGGGCGGCCAGCAAAUGAUCUUGACCGGGCAGAACUUCAGCACCGACUCGAAGGUCAUUUUUCUGGAGAAGACUCAGGAUGGCCAGCAGAUCUGGGAAAUGGAAGCAACCAUAGACAAAGAUAAAAGCCAACCUAGCAUGCUGUUUGUAGAGGUGCCCACUUACCGGGACACUUCUGUCUGCCAUUUUGUCAAAGUGAACUUCUACGUCAUUAACGGCAAGCGAAAGCGCAGCCAGCCUCAGCAUUUCACCUACACCCCACUGGCGUGUCCAUCCAUUAAGACGGAGCCAAUAGAUGAGUACGAGGCCGACCACAUGGCCUUCGCAAUGCCCCAUAUCUUGGGGUUAUCUCCUCAGUCAUACUACCAUAACACUCGCGGGGUCCUCCAUCCAGACAACGGCCUGGUUCCUAGCAUGGCAUCCUGCCAGCGUCUAAGUUCUAGCCUCCCAAACCAAGAUGCACUUUUCCGGCAGCAAAGUCCAGCUAUUGUCUACUCUCGUGGUGGAAAAAGUCUGAGUGGGAAUCCUGGCAUUUGGCAAACCGGGGGUGGUGGACCUGACGCCCACCGCUCUGUCCUGGUCCACACAGGCUCACCGGUUCAGCCUGUCGGGCCCCUCAGUACAGGCCAGCACCCCUCUAUCAUCCAGUUCUCCCCGACCAACCACCACAUGGUUCGGCCAGGAGAUGCUGAGACUCUCCCUCCUCCUCCUCCUCCUCCAGACAGCCAGCAGGUCAUUUACUGCGACACCUUUCCCCCGCAGGCCGCGGUAGCCAACCAACCAUCAACACACCCCGAGGCCCAGGCACCGCUGGCCCACCCACAGCAAUGUCAAACAGUGAUUCAGCAGCAGAAGAGCCAAGCCAACGCAGGGAUGGAGUCCCCAAGAGACGGACAGAGACCGGUGACGGUCAAAGAGGAGAACUUGGACCAGGCUUACCUAGAUGACGGUGAGUUGAAUGAAAUCAUAAGAAAGGAUCUGACAGGCGUCCAGGCCAGAGGGCAGACAUAGACUUCAGAGCUGCGGGGAGAUUGGCGAUCCUGCACCUUGCACGGACAUACAGCAUGCGUGGACCACGACCUUUCAGCGGGUAGAUGCACUCAGCGACUAGACCCUCACUUAUUUGUUUCUUCACUUAUAUAUAUUAAAAAAAAGGGUUUUAGUUCCAGAAUUGUCACAGAAGUGCCUUGUCUUUUUUUUUUAAAGGUUCAAGCUCAAAAUGUGUCUCCUGAUGAUAAACAUUGAUUAAAGUCUUUGAAUAGUAACCUUACACCCUUUUGCCUUUUAUUACUGAGUGAAAUCUUUGUAGUACAUUGCACAAACAGCAUGCAUUUAUGCCAUAAGUGAAGCCCAAAUAUGAUGUUAAUAUUUUGUGAUCUUCAAACAGGGUGUAUAGUCUAUUUUUUGUGUGUAUUGUACCUGAAAAGACUGACCAAAGAACACACAUUCAUUUUUAAUUACAAUUAGCAAUUUUGAGACUAAUGCACACUGCCUUACGCAUGAAACAAUUUUGAUAUUGCAAUCCCCCCCCCCAUUAUGCAGUGUUUCAACAAAGGGGGGGACUGCAUUGUUCAUACUUAUAUGUUUAAUUUGUUUGAAACAUGUGCUGUUUUGCAGCCAUAUUUAAUCACAUCUAGGUGCCAACGUUUUCAAGAUUUAUAAUUGUGGAUUUUUGUGCACAAUCCUAUUUAAAGUCACUUAAAAACGUGUUUUUGUUUUUUUUAAAAGUCUGACUCAUGAGAGAAUUUGAAUGUUUACCUGUUUUAUGUAUCUUCAUAAUUCAGAUUGAUGAAUACUAAAUGACUCCUGAAGGAAUACUCAACAAAUUUUUGUUACACAGUUGAGAAAUGCGUUUUAAGAGCUCUGCAAUGACAAUCCUGCAACUUCAAACUGCCUAUGCAAAGCUGUCAUGCUUGCAAGACGAACGUUUGUUGCAUCUGCCGUCCUUAAGUAAAUUCAAAUUUACCAAAUGUGGAAUUUUACGUGUCUUAAUUACAAAGUGGGACUGAAAACAGCUAAAAACACCUCAAUAAAAAAGGCAAGAAUGAAUAAAGAUGAUAUUUUCCUAGGUUUAUAAGAAAAUGUUAAACUUUGUGAUAAUAUUCAAGGUCUUUUCUGAUCCUUUGAUUGAGCCAGUUCAGCACAAAUGCAAUUAUUGAAUGUAAUUUGUAUGAAAUACUUUCCCCUUUUUUGUAAAUAUGCAUAAUGUUAAUAAAGUUUACAUAUUUUUUUUUAUUUUUCAUGUAUCAUUAAAGUUUUGUGUAGAACUCUCAA
Molecule: messenger RNA, 4957 nt
Organism: Oryzias latipes (Japanese medaka)
Lineage: Eukaryota; Metazoa; Chordata; Actinopteri; Beloniformes; Adrianichthyidae
Source: RefSeq, a predicted model, not a curated record